Messenger RNA from Pecten maximus, 1149 nucleotides. Its product is annotated as E3 ubiquitin-protein ligase TRIM33-like. The coding region runs from base 1 to 1149 and encodes 382 amino acids. Gene Ontology annotation, molecular function: zinc ion binding. NCBI's taxonomy places the organism in Eukaryota, Metazoa, Mollusca, Bivalvia, Pectinida, Pectinidae. The record is from RefSeq and is a predicted model, not a curated record. The transcript has a single exon.
AUGGCAACAGCUAAAAUACCUAUCCGUACAAAAGGUCAGACAACCUGUGUUCAUCACAAGGGGAGACAACUGGAAUUGUAUUGUGAAAAAUGUCAAGAACUGACAUGUUUAAAAUGCCUUUCCUCUGUUCAUAAAGGCCAUCUGGUUUGUGAGCUCAGUGAAAUCACUCCUCAGAAGAAACAAGACAUUAAAAACUUUAUUUACAGAACGGAACAAAAUGACCAGGUACAAAUUGGUAAAUACAUCACCUCUACUGAUACACUCCUUAGAGACAAUGACAGUACAUUUGAGAAACUGUCACAUCAGUUGAGGAUGCAAACAGACAUAUUAAAACAAGACCUCGACAUGCUCACAGCUGAGACACUCUCUCUUUAUCAGAAUAUGAAAGAGGACAAUUCAAAGCUGAUACAGAAAUACAAACAGGACCUGGAGUUGUACGACGAACAACUCAAACAACAAAUACAGGAAUGUAAGACAGCACUUCAGCAGGGUUCUGACUUAAACAUUUACGAUACAAGAUGUGAAAUAGAUUCCCAAAUACAUUUCCCUGUAAAACCUGUCCUGGGUAAUGUCAGCUUCACUCCAAACAAAAAUCCUCAAGGUCACCUAAAGCUUGCUUUAGGGAAAGUUAUCAUCUCAGGUCAAGGUCAAACAUCAACUGACCAGUAUCGGUCAGUCUCAACAUCAGAUGGUCAGGGACAGUCCUCUACACAACAACAAUCAGGAGAUAAAGGGAAGAAAGCAGUGACAGGGUAUAAACUACUGUCAGAGACCAAGGUGGUGGAGAAGUGGAAUUCUCCAUGUUACAUUAGAUCUAUAUGUCCCACCACUGAUGAUCAGGCCUGGACCAGUACCUACAGUAAAACAUUAACUCUCCUGGACAGGAAGGGUACAGUAAUACAGAAGGUCACACACAAGGCGCCGAUCAAUGACAUCAGUCUGUCACCAACAACACACAGACUGUGGGUCUGUGACAUAGAAAACAACAUCCUGGAGCUGGUAUCAGGACAACUAACACACAGAUUCAGAACCAAGGAGAAUCCCAGGUGUUUAUGUGUUACAGCCAGUAACCAUGUCAUUGUAGGCAUGCCCAAACACAUCUCUAAAUUUACCACACAAGGUCAGAUGGUGCUCACUACAAGGCUGUAG